Messenger RNA from Exophiala aquamarina CBS 119918, 2865 nucleotides. RefSeq lists its product as uncharacterized. Gene Ontology annotation, molecular function: ABC-type transporter activity; ATP hydrolysis activity; ATP binding. Bases 1 to 2865 code for a protein of 954 amino acids. The transcript is spliced from 3 exons. The record is from RefSeq and is a predicted model, not a curated record. Gene Ontology annotation, cellular component: membrane. Lineage: Eukaryota; Fungi; Ascomycota; Eurotiomycetes; Chaetothyriales; Herpotrichiellaceae.
AUGAGUUCAGAUAGCGAGCACGGUCUCACCCCACCCUCCGCUCCUACCAAUGUUCUCCGAACCUUUCCUGCCGAAGGUGACAGGAUCCCCGGCCGCACCCAACAAUUGGACAACGAGUGCAAGCGCACUUUGACCCGUGCCGAAGACUGGGAGCUGACUGAACAGGUCAGAGCCAACUACCAACGAAACUUAGAGUCAUUCCCAAAGGAAAGAAAACUAGGUGUCACUUGGAGCAACCUGUCAGUUACAGUCAUGAACACCGAGGCAAGUAUCCACGACAAUACUCUUUCACAGUUCAACCUUCCUAGAAUAUUGAAAGAAGCUCGCCAGAAGCCGCCGCUCAAGACUAUACUUCACGGCUCACACGGUUGCGUCAAACCUGGAGAAAUGCUUCUUGUAUUGGGACGUCCGGGCUCUGGAUGUACCACCUUCCUAAAACUGUUAGCGAACAGACGAGCAGGAUAUUUAUCCAUCGAAGGCGAUGUAUGGUACGGGUCCAUGAGCCAUGAUGAAGCGAAGCGCUAUAGGGGUCAAAUUGUCAUCAACACUGAAGAAGAACUCUUCUAUCCUACUUUGACUGUUGGUCAGACUACUGACUUUGCUACGCGGCUAAAACUCCCUUUCCACCUCCCAAGCGGUGCGCAGUCACGAGAAGACCAUCAGCGGGAAAUUCGAGAAUUCCUACUAAGUUCAAUGAACAUUUCUCAUACAAAAGACACUAAAGUUGGUAACGAAUUUGUUCGAGGCGUAUCUGGAGGGGAAAGAAAACGUGUCUCUAUUAUUGAAACAUUAGCUAGUAACGCUUCGGUCUAUUGCUGGGACAAUAGCACAAGAGGACUCGAUGCCAGCACCGCCCUCGGAUACGCUAAAGCAAUCCGUGCAAUGACAGAUGUACUUGGCCUGAGCUCUAUUGUCACCUUAUACCAAGCUGGCAACGGAAUUUUCAAUCUCUUCGACAAGGUUCUAGUGCUCGACGGUGGACAACAAGUCUACUAUGGGCCUAUGGAACAAGCAAAACCGUUUAUGGAGGAGCUUGGGUUUCUGUGCCCUCGAGGAGCAAAUGUUGCAGACUUCCUUACUGGCGUAACAGUACCGACGGAGCGACAGAUCCAGCCUGGAUAUGAGAAUAUAUUUCCGAGGAAUGCUCCCGAACUGAUUAAAUGCUACGAAAAGUCCCCGGUCUACAAACAAAUGACAUCACAAUAUGAAUUUCCAAGUUCACAUGAUGCCCAAGAAAGCACUAAAGCUUUCCAGGACUCGGUGGUUCAUGAAAAGGACGAGCAGCUCCGGCACUCAAGUCCUCUAACGAGUGGACUACUUACACAAGUCAAAGACUGUGUGAUUCGUCAAUAUCAGAUCUUUUGGGGCGACAAAGCGACAUUCCUCAUUAAACAAGUUUCCACCAUCAUUCAAGCUCUGAUUACUGGCUCUCUAUUUUACGAUGCUCCUAAAAACUCUGCUGGCCUUUUGUUAAAAUGUAUGACUGCAUGUUUUCGUGCAAUUGGUGCGGCCUUCACUACCUUCGAUGCAGCUUCCAAGGCUUCUGGCUUUGUGAUCAUGACCGUGGUCCUAUACGUGGGCUACAUGAUACCUAAGCCAGCUAUGCACCCUUGGUUCAUUUGGAUCUUCUGGCUUGACCCACUAGCCUAUGCAUUCGAGGCUGUCAUGGGAAAUGAAUUCCACCACCAGAUUAUUCCUUGUGUCCUGGAUACGACGAUGUUCGAUAUCCUGGCCCAACGCAAAACCGAGGGAACGAUUAAUGGCUCAAUUCUUGUCGAUGGCCGACCUCUUCCCGUAUCAUUUCAGAGAUCAGCCGGAUACUGUGAACAGCUCGAUAUCCACGAGCCGUACGCGACCGUCCGGGAAGCAUUACGAUUCUCGGCCCUACUCCGACAAUCACGAAAUACAUCAAAGGAGGAAAAGUUUAGAUACGUCGACACAAUUAUCGACUUACUAGAACUUCAGGAUAUUGAAGAUACAUUGAUUGGUUUUCCUGGCUCCGGCUUAUCUAUUGAACAAAGGAAAAGAGUUACAAUAGGAGUCGAGCUUGUGGCUAAACCUAGUAUUCUCAUCUUUCUUGAUGAGCCUACAUCAGGUCUUGACGGCCAGUCAGCAUAUAAUACAGUCCGCUUCCUACGCAAGCUUGCAGACUUAGGUCAAGCGGUUCUAGUAACUAUUCAUCAACCUUCAGCUCAGCUCUUCACGCAGUUUGACACAUUACUUCUACUUACUAUGGGUGGGAGAACCGUCUACUUUGGAGAUAUUGGCGAUAACGCGGCAACUGCUAAGGACUAUUUUAGUCGAUAUGGAGCCUCUUGUCCACCCAAUACAAAUCCAGCGGAGUAUAUGAUUGAUGUCGUUUCUGGUCAUCUAUCUCAAGGCCGUGACUGGGCAAAAAUAUGGUUAGAAUCCGCUGAGUGUGGAAGAGUAGCGAAGGAGCUGGACGGUAUAGUAAACGAAGCAGUCGCUAAAGCUCCCGGCAUACACGAUUAUGGUUUUGAGUUUGCGAUGCCUCUGUGGUCGCAAAUAAUGAUUGUUACGCAGCGGAUGAAUAUUGCCUUAUUUCGGAAUACCGACUACACGAAUAAUAAGUUCGCUCUCCAUAUAGCGAACGCUUUAUUUAACGGUUUCUCAUUCUGGAUGAUUAGCGACUCUGUCAGCGACCUACAACUAAACCUCUUUACGAUUUUCAAUUUUAUCUUUGUUGCUCCUGGAGUGAUUAAUCAAUUACAACCGCUAUUUAUAGCACGGAGAGAUAUCUUCGAAGCAAGAGAGAAGAAAGCGAAGAUGUACAGCUGGAUUGCUUUUGUCACAGGUUUGAUAAUCUCUGAGUUUCCAUAUCUGGUCAUUUGUGCAAUACUCUAA